Trichomonas vaginalis G3 is the source of this 228-nucleotide messenger RNA. RefSeq lists its product as uncharacterized. The transcript has a single exon. The coding region runs from base 1 to 228 and encodes 75 amino acids. The record is from RefSeq and is a predicted model, not a curated record. NCBI's taxonomy places the organism in Eukaryota, Parabasalia, Trichomonadida, Trichomonadidae.
AUGACGUGUGAAAAUGCUCUAUUCUGCAAACCAUCAGACAUGAAAGACAAGAAUUUCCAAAUGAGUAUUAAGGAUAAAUGUGAUAGGAAACAUAGAAGAAUAGACGGUAAACAAACAUGGUGUUAUGUUUUGAAAGAAGAAAUGAAAGGAUUAUAUAAACAGGUUGAACCAAACGAUAAUGAGGAUUCAUUUACUGACGAUGAAAUACCCGUAAAUGAAGCUUUAUAA